AUGGUAGUGCCUACAAUGUACUGCACGAGCAAAUACCAUUCCAUGAGCGGAGAGCGCGAGGAGCGGCCAAUGCAGCUGUACUACAGAACGGACGACUGGCUCAAGCACCAACCGCUUAUCUUCGAUACAGAAUUCAAGGAGCGCUUCGGAGAAAUAUGGCCGCGGUUUCUCAAGAAGAAGGGCGUGUCGGUGGCAGAAUACGGGCCGUGGAACAGCACGAAUCGCGUGGCGAAGGAGGCGGCUCGGGCGACGCUGUUGGUUCGGCGGUUGCGGGACGAUGAGUACGCGUACCAAAUCUGCCAGCAGGAGGAGAAUCAGAAGCGGCUGGGGCGGAAUUACAAGUUGCUGAGGCGAUCGCAGUCGCUGGUUCGCGUGGCGAAUCAAAUUUCAGCGUCCAUGGGAUGGUACUACGUGGCGGUGCAUGUGAGGCGAGGCGACAAGGUGGCUGAUGAGAACCGAGAGUUCUGGCCAAAUCUGGACCGAGACACUCGACCUGACGCCCUUCUCAAGACCCUCCCCAAGCUCAUAGCGCCGGGGCGCCACGUGUACAUAGCGUCGAACGAGCGCACGCCGGGCUUCUUUUCCCCGCUCGCCUCGCUCUACAAGAUCCACGUGCUCUCCGACUACCGCCACCUCUGGGCGCCCGGCAGUGACUGGUACAACGACUGUCAUAAGGUCAUGCAGCAACUCAAGAUGAACGAGACGGAGCCGGUCUUUGAUGCACACAUGCAGUGGAUGGUGGAUGAGAUUGUGAUGAAGAAUGCUCGUAAACUCCGCGGGUGCGUGAUUUGGAUGACAGGGCUGAGCGGCGCGGGCAAGAGCACGUUGGCGUACACUCUCGAGCACGCGCUCAUGGAGCGGCGCCGCAUGGCCGUGGUGCUGGACGGAGAUAACAUACGGCACGGCCUGAAUAAGAACCUCGGAUUCAGUGCUGCGGAUAGAGAGGAGAACAUCCGCCGAGUAGCCGAGGUGGCAAAGCUAUUUGCUGACUCGGGUGUGGUUACAAUCGUCAGCUUCAUCUCGCCCUACAGCAAGGAUCGGGCGGCUGCACGGGCGUUGCUGGACCCAGGGACGUUCAUCGAGGUGUUCAUGAAGAUACCCCUGGCUGUGUGCGAGCACCGGGAUCCCAAGGGACUCUACAAGAAGGCCCGAGCUGGCAUCAUCAAGGGCUUCACGG
Closterium sp. NIES-65 is the source of this 1177-nucleotide messenger RNA. The record is from the annotation of a GenBank genome assembly. Lineage: Eukaryota; Viridiplantae; Streptophyta; Zygnematophyceae; Desmidiales; Closteriaceae.